AUGAUUGACGAUAUAGUAAAAUACACCAACAUAUAUCUGGAUAAAAUUCGUUCAAAAUAUACACAAAAACAUAUGGUACGCGAAACCUCAAAAUCCGAAAUAAACGCGCUUUUUGGACUGUUAUAUUUGGCCGGUGUUCAACGUGGUAAUCAUCUCAACCUUGAUGAUUUAUGGUCAAAUGACGGCUUAUCUCCAGAGUAUUUUCGAGCAGUUAUGCCAAAAGCACGAUUUUAUAUUCUUCUAAGAGCAAUGAGGUUUGACGAUAUAGGUACACGGGCUCAGAGAAAACAAUUUGAUAAGCUUGCGGCCAUUCGUUCAAUAUUUGACGAAUUUGUUCUACGCUGCGAGAAUUAUUAUACAGUGUGGGCAAAUGUAACUAUAGAUGAAAUGCUUGAAAGUUUUCGAGGCCGUUGUAGUUUCCGAGUGUAUAUCCCAAGUAAACCUAACAAAUAUGGUAUAAAAAUCCAGGCCUUAGUCGACUCUAGCACCUUUUAUACGUCGAAAAUGGAAGUGUACGUUGGGACUCAGCCCGAUGGGCCUUAUAAAUGCGAAAACGACCCAGUAAGUGUAGUAAAAAGAUUAAUCGCCCAAAUUACGAAAACAGGUCGUAAUAUCACCAUGGAUAACUGGUAUAAUUCUAUACCUCAAGCAAUUGAUCUACUAAAAAAUCACAACACUACUGUAGUUGGUACACUUCGUAAAAACAAACGUGAAAUUCUCCUUUGUUUUUUAGACACUAAAAAAAGGCAAUUGAACUCUACGAUGUUUGGUUAUGACAAAAACAAAUUGCUUACGUCAUAUGUACCAAAAAAAAAUAAAAAUGUAUUGCUUGUUUCCACUAUGCACGAACAAGGUGUCAUUGAUCCAGAGUCUGAAAAAAGAAAACCAGAAGUGAUAACGUACUACAACAGUACAAAAAGUGGCGUUGAUUGUGUGGAUGAAAUGAAGGGCGAAUACUCUGUGGCUAAAAUAAGUUGCAGGAAUUUAUCUAAGUCGUCGAAAAUUUCUAUAAACCUUGGUAAAAGAACUUACAGACCAUUUAUGUUAGAACGAUUGCAGAUGCCUACUUUGCGUACAAGUAUUGGACAAAGAAUAAUAAAAUUGACUGGUUACACCAAGACAGAAGAUGAAGUCCCUGAACGUUCAAACAUUGAUCAUCGUCCGAAGUGCGUAUUUUGUCCAAAAAGAAAAAAUCGAAAGACCAUGAGCAAGUGCGUAAAAUGCAGCGUGCCAAUAUGUAAGGAAAAUACGACGAGCACAUGCGUAUCCUGCUGUAACGAUCACAACGAAAUAAGUAGUACAGAAAGUGAAUAG
This is a messenger RNA of Daktulosphaira vitifoliae (grape phylloxera), 1314 nucleotides long. Its product is annotated as piggyBac transposable element-derived protein 4-like. NCBI's taxonomy places the organism in Eukaryota, Metazoa, Arthropoda, Insecta, Hemiptera, Phylloxeridae. The transcript is spliced from 3 exons. The record is from RefSeq and is a predicted model, not a curated record. Bases 1 to 1314 code for a protein of 437 amino acids.